UUCCCUUUCUUCGCUAUAAAUUGGGUGGAGAUAGAAAAUUAGGGUUUGGUCGUCGUCGUUAGGGCUUACUCCUCCAAGCCACCUUCCUCUGAGCGAAGAUGCCGUCCCACAAGACUUUCAGGAUCAAGAAGAAGCUCGCGAAGAAGAUGAGGCAGAACAGGCCCAUUCCUCACUGGAUCCGCUUAAGGACCGACAACACUAUCAGGUACAACGCUAAACGCAGACACUGGCGUCGCACCAAGCUCGGGUUUUAAGGUGGAUGGACGUUUGCAUUUAACUUUUUGUAUUAGCGUUUUUAGUUCUUUUGAAAAACAUGACUUGGAAAUGUUUAUUUAAGAAAGAUUUUGGCGAGGUUGAUGUUUAGUUUACCGUUUAUUAGGUAUUUCAAGUAAUGGGAUGAUCUCUUUUUGAUUUAAUGUUAAUUUUAUUAUUUAGUUGCA
This is a messenger RNA of Morus notabilis, 440 nucleotides long. RefSeq names its product 60S ribosomal protein L39. Lineage: Eukaryota; Viridiplantae; Streptophyta; Magnoliopsida; Rosales; Moraceae. The transcript has 3 exons. Gene Ontology annotation, biological process: translation. Gene Ontology annotation, cellular component: ribosome; cytosolic large ribosomal subunit. The record is from RefSeq and is a predicted model, not a curated record. Bases 99 to 254 code for a protein of 51 amino acids. Gene Ontology annotation, molecular function: structural constituent of ribosome.